Molecule: messenger RNA, 4327 nt
Organism: Drosophila eugracilis
Lineage: Eukaryota; Metazoa; Arthropoda; Insecta; Diptera; Drosophilidae
Gene: RhoGAP71E
Product: rho GTPase-activating protein 20
Exons: 7
Coding region: 620-3286 (888 amino acids)
Biological process (GO): signal transduction
Molecular function (GO): GTPase activator activity
Source: RefSeq, a predicted model, not a curated record
UAGAGCUGAACGGGCACACUCCGUCAAUAUACAGCGAAGCGAAAAAAGUCGUGCGUGCGGGCGAACGCCACAAAAUAAUUAAACACUCCCCGAAUAACACAACUAAAUUAGUGCUGAACUAACCGCGAAUAGUAGUGAAACGCCGCGAUUUCAAUAAUAUCAAGCGAAAUGCAAUAAUCGUGCGUUUAAUUCAACAACCCGAGAAGCAGAGAAGCAAAGCAAAGCUCCGAGGCGUUGGCCAAAAAGAAGAAAAGCGAAAAAGAAACGCAGUGGAAAAGAGAGACGCGAAAGAAGAAGAAAAAAAAAAUGCAUACAGCAGGAGUGGUGGCGAUUUUUUAAUCAAAGUAGGCAACUUAAGCUGGUGUUUUCGUUUAGGGGGAACCUAAACUAAAACUAGGACUCGAAAAUAGGAAAUAAAGAAAAUUCUAUUAAAUUCCUGCACCGUAAGCAAGCGAACGAACUAAACAUUCCAGUUAAGUGAACAUGUUUGUGGCCAGCAUAAAACCAUAAAAUCUGCCGAGCACAUUUUCCCCCGCUGGUGAAAAACUCGCAUACAUAUACACACCCAUAUAUAUAAUAAACACACACACAAGCAGGCAAGAAAAUUGCGUGAAAAACCAUGUCCAGCUGGGCCGAACGCGUCCAUAGGCGUGCCGCGGAUUUGGGCAACGUGGUCACCUCCUGCGGCCACCCUGCCACCGCACCCGCUUAUCCGUAUCGCUUGGAAAAGGUCAAAUUUGGAGUGCCUUUGGAGGAGGUAUGCAAGCAUAACAACAACAUUCCUGGACCGCUGCUCGUCCUGAUCCUCAAGCUAAAUAAGGAGUCACCGAAUCGACGGGAUGUAUUCCGUGCCCCAGGACACCAGGGGGCCAUGAAGAAGCUCAUACAUUUCCUGCAAGCGGGCCGAUUGGUCAACGUGGACAACUAUUCGGUAUUCACCAUUGCCAGUGUUUUAAAGAAGUUCCUGCGCAAGAUCCCCAAUGGAAUAUUCGGGCGCAGCGGCGAAAUGGAGCUGUUCGCCAUCAACGAUCUGCAAAACGAAGCCGAGCAAACGGAGCGACUGCACAGACUCUUCGGUUCGCUGCCGAAAUAUACACAGCAUCUUUUAGUUUUACUGUUCGGGACAUUCCGGGUAAUCGCUAGCAAUGCGGCCCACGCCUCCACCGGAAUGACCAGCGAGGCGCUGGGCGUGUCCGUGGCCCCCAGUUUCUUUCAAUCCUGCGUCAGCGAUGGCAAGACCGCUCGCAUGGAAGAUGUGCUCAAGUUUAAGGUCUCAACGAAGAUCAUGCAGAAUAUAAUUGAUAAGUUUGCCACACAUGACAUUUUUGGGCGCGAUAAUUAUGAGUAUUAUGCCCGCGUCACUGGACGCAUUCUCAAGGUGCAGGACGAGUGGAUAUGCAGUUUCCAAUAUCCACCACCGCCACGUGGCAAGUUGGCUCAACAGAAAUAUGCAUUGCAACAUUCUUUGGAGGCGGAGAAGACCUGGUUGCAGUGCCAAUGCGAGCGUUGGGGCUUACUGGCCCAGGAGGAGUCCCGCUCGACACCAGCCCUGCUGACCAGUUCCAGUUCAGCGCUGGAGAACAGUGUCCUGUCACUGGGCGUUUCCCCGGAGCAUUCGUUCAUCGAGAGCUGUGCCCGUUUGUCGGUUUCGCUGGAGGGACCUGGCAUUUAUGCCAUGACCUCGUCCCCAUUGCCGGCGAAGAGGAACGGGAAUGGCAAUGGCAAUGCCACGGACUACGAUUACGAUGACUAUGCCGACGAUGAUGAGGACAACAACGAUGAGCUGGAUGGAGUGCAUGACUUUGGUGCCGAGUUGGAGAUCAGCAGUAUAGCUCCGCCGCAGGGAAGUCGCGGUAUUUAUCGGCCCAGGCAGCGAACCCAGCAGCCGCAUCACUACCAACAACAUCAGCAGCAGGUGCAGCUGCAGCACCAGCGGGACUACGAUGACGACGACGACGAUGACGAGGAUGAGAUGACUUUUGUGAAGCGACGCUAUCGGCAGAACAAAAAGAAGCCGGCAGCGCCGAGCAGCAGUCAUCAUCAGAGGCGAUUGCGCACGGGCACCAAGAGCCUCGAUGGAGGUGGAGAGAGACGUGCCGCCGCAUCGGGAUCAGCAGGAGGAUCCGGAGGAGGAGUAGGUGGUGCUUCGGGAUCAGGAGUUGGCAAUCCCACGCCACCCAAGCUCAAGCAGCGAACAUGCAGCCGCUGCAAUCGUGGCAUACGACACAGCAGCUCCUGCAGCUCCAAUUCGGCUGGAGCAACUGGCUCUAACUGUGGAGGAGGCAAUGGUUCGGGCGCCGGUAAUGGAGGAGGCGGCGAAGGUGUCAUGACCAUGGAGGAGCUGAGAGCCGUCAAUCGAUAUGCGGAGAGCACCAAGAGCCUCUCGUAUCUGCCACAGGUCCAUGAACGCCAAACCGCACGCAUGCGCACUCGCUCCGAGUGGUUCCUGGGUCCCCGGGAUGCGGUGGUCACGUUGCAAUUGCCAGCGGAUACGUGCAGCAAUUGUUGUUUGGCCGCUGCCGCUGGAUAUUUGGGAGGCGGCAGCACCAGAGACAUGCGGCAGGCACAAACGGAGGGAGAAAGGAAUCAGGCGGCGUUGCUGUAUCACUUUUAUCGCAGGCAGCAGCAGCAACAGCAACAGCAGCAGCAACAACGGGAGCAGCAGGAGCAACACUAUGACGACAUGAUGGACACCGAGGACAGCUACGGACAGCAGAAGGAGCAACAGGAGCAGCAACAGCAACAGAUACAUUCCAAGGGCCUCUUAAGGCCACCGCCCAUGCAACAUCAGCAGCAACAACAGCAACGUCGCCUGCUGCUGGACGUCAAUUCGGUUGGCAACAUCCGUUUGAGUAACAGCGCCGAGUCCAUUCAGUAUGCAGCCCGACGACCGGUCGCCAGUCUUGGCCUUAAUCCCAACCUUGGAGGCGCCACCAACACCACCCACAAUCCCACCACCCGACGGCUGCUCAUCAAUGUGCCGCGUCAGUAUCGAUCUUCGUUGCGGCGGAACAAGGAGAAGCAGAUCGGCGGCAAUAGUCAAAGCAACAGUAGCAAUAGCCUGGGCAGUGAUCAGUUGACCGGGAAUCCUGGAUCAAUUGGAGGAUCGGCCGGUGGUGUACCCGUUCUAAACAAACCUCUGCUGAUGGUGGGUCUUCUACCGGGUGCCGAGCAGCCACCGUCGGUAAGGAAUUCUAUUGCCGAGUGCGGCAUCUCAACGCCGGACGCAAUGGAUGUGGGUGUAGAGUGCAGCACCACGCUGAGCUUCAAGCCGCCGCGGCUGUAACAAGGACAACAACCCAUUGAAACGAAAGCUAAGGACAACCAGGACACCUCGGCAUAUAACUAUGUUAAGAUCUAACCAUUUUUUAAUACGUAUAUACAUACUUCCAACACAAGAAAUAACACACACAAAAAUUUGAGGUGUCAAAGAAAUCUGCUGAGGUUAUGAGUCGAAGGAGCUGGUUGUAAACGAUGCAGCGGUUAGCUUGCAUCUGCUUAACCAUUUUUAAGAAGUUCUCACUUAAAAGUUAAAUCUUAAGAGAUUUCCUUGACAUCCCAAAUAACAUCAAAUAUUAGGUUAUGGUAAACGAUAUAUGUAUUUAAUGUGUAUAGCAAGAAAAGGCUGAUUUUCUUUAGUUAAACAAACAAACAAAACAAAAACGAACGAAGAAAAACAAAAAAUAUUUACAAACUGAAAAAACUAACUAUAUUAUGCAACAAAUUGCCAAAUUUAUAUUCAGCAUUCAUUUCGUUGUGUGUAUUAGGUUGAUUUUACUUUAUGUUUUAGCCAAGAAUCUCUCAAACUUGAACAUUGUCAAGGUAAAAAUAAACGAAAUUUUCACCUGAUCGCAAACCGAAACAACGAUACAAAAAAAAAAAAAAAAACCCACAAGAAUUUCUUAACUCUGUAGCAUCUGAACAAUCCAAAACCAAUCGAUCGACUCUCUGUCUAUAUAAGAACCAUAAUAAAUGUUACGUCUAAGCUAUCCAAAUUUAACAUAAUCAAAUGAAUGUGGAGCUCUUUAAAUGCAAUCAUAGAUCCAAUUACAGAUAUACAUUCAUUUUUGAUACAGUCAAGUACAAAAGCAAAACAAAACAAAACAAAACAACAAGAAACCAAUCGAAAAUAUCUAAUAUAAAUUCUACAUUAUUCUUACAAAGAUACAAACAACAAAAACUUAGCAUUUAAUAACUAGUUAAGCGUUUUCAAAUUAUACUUGUAACUGCGAAAGGAAAUCAAUUUGUAAAUCGGAUGUUAUUUCAAUGAUGUUAUCGUUAAUAGUGCUAUGUGUACAUAUAUACGUUAAUGUCUAUGUGUCCAAGA